AUGAUAGAGGACUACAUAAACCCCUCCGCGACAAUUGUUGGUGCUAUCUCUGGACUACAUAACCCUCCGCGACAGUUGUUGGUGCUAUCUCUGGACUACAUAACCCUCCGCGACAGUUGUUCUCAAAUAAAAAGCCAUGUUAGUGACCAUGAACCCACGAUACAUGAACUCGUCUCCGAGAAUGUCGACAUAAAGGACACUACAGUCAAUGAACUCGUCCCCGAGAAUGUCGACAUAAAGGACACUACAGUCAAUGACCUCGUCCCCGAGAAUGUCGACAUAAAGGACACUACAGUCAAUGAACUCGUCCCCGAGAAUGUCGACAUAAAGGACACUACAGUCAAUGAACUCGUCCCCGAGAAUGUCGACAUAAAGGACACUGCAGUCAAAGAACUCGUCUCAGAGAAUGUCGACACACAGGACACUACAGUCAAUGCACUCGUCCCCGAGAAUGUCGACAUAAAGGACACUACAGUCAAUGAACUCGUCCCCGAGAAUGUCGACAUAAAGGACACUACAGUUAAUGAACUCGUCCCCCAGAAUGUCGACAUAAAGGACACUACAGUUAAUGAACUCGUCCCCGAGAAUGUCGACACACAGGACACUACAGUCAAUGAACUCGUCCCCGAGAAUGUCGACACACAGGACACUACAGUCAAUGAACUCGUCCCCGAGAAUGUCGACAUAAAGGACACUACAGUCAAUGACCUCGUCCCCGAGAAUGUCGACAUAAAGGACACUACAGUCAAUGAACUCGUCCCCGAGAAUGUCGACAUAAAGGACACUACAGUCAAUGACCUCGUCCCCGAGAAUGUCGACAUAAAGGACACUACAGUCAAUGAACUCGUCCCCGAGAAUGUCGACACACAGGACACUACAGUCAAUGAACUCGUCCCCGAGAAUGUCGACAUAAAGGACACUACAGUCAAUGAACUCGUCCCCGAGAAUGUCGACAUAAAGGACACUACAGUCAAUGAACUCGUCCCCGAGAAUGUCGACAUAAAGGACACUACAGUUAAUGAACUCGUCCCCCAGAAUGUCGACAUAAAGGACACUACAGUUAAUGAACUCGUCCCGAAGAAUGUCGACACACAGGACACUUUAGUCAAUGAGACAGAACCUAGAAACCGUGAGCAGAGAGUCUUAUGUGGAAAACCUACAGCUAUCCAAAGUAUCCAAGAUUUGGAAUUUUAA
This is a messenger RNA of Pecten maximus, 1194 nucleotides long. RefSeq lists its product as uncharacterized. Lineage: Eukaryota; Metazoa; Mollusca; Bivalvia; Pectinida; Pectinidae. The record is from RefSeq and is a predicted model, not a curated record. The coding region runs from base 1 to 1194 and encodes 397 amino acids. The transcript has 2 exons.